This is a messenger RNA of Dermacentor silvarum, 12451 nucleotides long. Its product is annotated as titin-like. The record is from RefSeq and is a predicted model, not a curated record. The transcript is spliced from 8 exons. Bases 1 to 12141 code for a protein of 4046 amino acids. Lineage: Eukaryota; Metazoa; Arthropoda; Arachnida; Ixodida; Ixodidae.
AUGGACAUGACACGAAUGGACGUGCAAAACAUCGGCGCUCCGGUAACUAUUCAUCCUCAAGUGCCGAUAGAGCAACAGAUACAGAUACAACAGCCACCCUCGUAUCUCCUGCAACAAUCAUCGCAGUCGUCGGCCCUCCUGGAACAGCAAAUGGCGCAGGCGCAGACAUCGCAGUUGCUCUUGCAACAGCAGCAGCAGCAGCAGCAGCAGCAACAACAGCAACAGCAGCAACAGAUGCAACAGAUGCAACAGCUGCAACAACUACAGCAGCUAGAGGCGCAGAGAUCCGCACAGCUCCAGCAAAUGCAACAAGGUCAACAGCUUCAACAGUUCCAGAACCAGCAGUGCCAGCAAAUGCAACAGUACUCGCAGUACCCUCAGUACUCCCAGUACCCUCAGGCAUCGAUGCAAAUGAGUCCCAAUCUAUCAGCGCCCAUGAUGCCACCUCAAGGAGUAGGCACGCGAGGCUCGCCGCGAGUUCAAGUGGAUGUGUCCACCAGCGGAUCAGCCUCAGCCGAGUCUGGGGGAAUUGGAAUCGUGCACGGUCGGAUUAGAAGGUUGCGUCGUGGUGGUUAUGGAAGCCCGCCGCUAAGGUUUCCCGCACCUGGUUACGGGACACCGCCACCGAGAAGUUAUAGCAGCCCUUCACCGAUGCCUGGUUACGGAACUCCGCCUCCGAGGCCACCUAUUUUGCGCCGCAGAGCACCGUCUCCCAUGGCUCAGUACCCACAGGCACCGAUGCCACCUUCGCCUACGCCAUCGUUUUCGUAUACGUCCCCGCCGUCACCUACGUUUAUGCCCCGUCGCAGAGCAUCGCCUCCCAUGGCGCAGUAUCCGCAACCGGUUCAAUCGCCUUCAUUUACGGCUCCACAGUCGCCUUCGUUUACGGCCCCGCCGUCGCCGCCUCCGCCGCACUACCACCCGGUAUACAAGUCACCUUCCGAUCCACUACAAACAUACUUGCCUCCCGCCAUGCGUCGCCCACGUUCCCCACCACCUGCGCCCCCAGCAACGCCCGCCAACGCUAAUUUCAACCCGCUCCAGGCGACCGUGUCGGUGUCUUCGUACCGUAUUCGGCGGCCCCACCGAGUGUCUUCAAUGCCGUCGUACCCAAUGAUGUGUUCUAGUGGUUCCAUGAUGGCGUCACCCCCAGCAUCACCCAUGCCUCCCAUGUCGCCCAUGUCGUCACCCAUGCAAUCUCCUUAUCAAUCUCCUUAUCAAUCUCCCUAUCAAUCUCCCUAUCAAUCUCCGAUGCAUUCCCCCAUGGUUUCUCCGUCACCGUCUAUGAUGAUGCCUCCCAUGAUGCCUUCACCGUCCCUUUCCAUGAUGCCUCACAUGAGGCCAUCGCCGUCGGCUUCAAUGAUGUAUCCCAUGCAGAUGCCGUCUCCCGUACAAUCCAUAGUCAUGCAACCCCCUCCUCCGCCGCCGAUGCCGUCCCCUUCGUUCAUUCCCUAUCCGAUGCCUAGCCCCGUAAUGCCAUCGCCAUCGCCUUCGAUUACGGUUAACACUAUGGCACCUCCGGUGAUGCCGUCGCCUCCCGUCAUCGUCAUGCAACCGCCGCCGCCGCCUCCUGUGCCCAGCCCCAUGAUGUUACCACCAAUGCAGUCGCCCAUGAUGCAACCACCGAUGAUGCAAUCUCCGAUGAUGCAAUCGCCGAUGAUGCAAUCGCCGAUGAUGUCGCCGAUGAUGAUGGGACCUAUGAUGGGGCCGCAGAUGAUGGGACCCCAAAUGAUGGGACCACAGAUGAUGGGGCCAAUGAUGGGACCCCAGAUGAUGGGCUCUAUGAUGCCCUGUCCGCAGCCUUCCAAGUCCAACUCGGAGAAGGUGUUCUGCAAGAUCGAGCGCUACGGCGGUUCGGGGUCCGGUAGCGACGAUGACUACUACGAAGGCGGGGAUGGUUACCGCCGAAGGGGCAGGCGACGCAGCCGGGGCAAGCGCAGGCGCUCGCGACGCAGCUCGUAUUCGCCCACCGAGUCGAGCAUGCCGCAAAACGCGUCGCUUUACAGUGUGCCCUCGGCGCCGGCCUUCCUGGGACCCAUGACGCCCAUGCAGCAGCAGCAGCAGCAAGUCUACCAGAUGCAGCCGAUGAUGGGCACGCCGCAGCGCGCGGCACCCACGGCGGGCCUGGCGGCUUCUGCACCGCAGCCGCCGUACAUCACCGACAUCUCCAACGACCACCGAGACCUCGACGCCAUCGAGAAGGCCAUGAAGAAGAUGUACAUAGAACGGUACCCGAGCGAGAACGAGAGGCAGUCGCUGUUCCCCGAGCGUUCCCUGAUCAUCAUUCUGGCUCUCAUCUUUAUAUUCGUCAUCGUGGUCGUCGUGAUCGCCGUCAUGGGCUCUUCGCGUCCCGGGUUCCUGCACCCUGCGACGCAGCCCCUACCGACGAUGAAGACCGAGGCCCCGCCCACUACCGCCGCCGCCUCGACCACAGCAGCAGCGGCCAAGACGACGGGAAACCGGCGCGGCAGCCGCAAACAGGGCCCGCCGCCACGCCAGGCGCCUGUAAGCGCCGACUGCGUCGCGCCGAGCUACGAGAAGCGCCGCGGUGCUGCGCAGAAUGCGCAAGAGGUGACCAUGAGUGAAGCGUUCUCUAAGGAUCCGCCACCGGGCGGAGGCACUGGCUCCCGGGGGCAACCGCCACCCGGCGUGCCAGUGCCGGAACAGCCCGAAGACAACCGAGAACCACCGCUUCAGCAGACUUCCUCUGAAGCAACGAAUGGAAGAGUUGCCGAUCAAGAGGAUAAUCAAGAAGCGGCGUCAUCGACCGAGCAGCGGCCGCAGCCUGAUGUCGUCCAGUUCACCAGGCGUUUCGACGACUACCGGGUGGAGCAACACCUGUCGCGCGACGAUGUGGUCGACAGGGACGGCCGCCGGCCCAUCAGGUCCGCCAGCCUCGGCAUGGGCACUGUGUCCAUCAUACGGUACACCAUGUCCAGAACGGUGCCCUCGCAGGUGGAGCCCGGAGACUUGCCGGUGAUGGGCUCUGAUGCAGCGGGAGAAGUUUCCACGGGUGGUGGGCGUGCGACCGACGCCGCUACCACGAGCACCGGUGGCGCGUCCACGGGCCCGCGACCGCAGCACGUCAACAUCGUGGUCAUGCUCAACCCGACCACCUCCGGCGCUGGGAAGAGCAAGUCCGGCACCUCCACACAGUCGUCGCCAAGAAAAUUUACAAUUCCUGUGCCGCGCACAAAAUCUUCGUUCGAAGUCGGCUCUGCGGACAGGAGCAAGAAGCCCGAGCUCAAUAGCAGCGGGGGCGCCAGGAGGUCCCGCUCUGUCAACCUCGAACACAUCAAGGAACAGGACGUCGCUGAGCUCGUGCGCUUUCUGAACGCCGCGUUUGCGGCGCAGAGAACGGACUCGACAACAAUGCUCUCUCCAUCCACGUCUUCCCUGGCCAGUGGUCGAGGAACCAUUCGGUUUGACGCAGACGACGGAACCGGCGGCCGGCCACCGAUGCCAAAGCCCGACACACGUGAGGAAGCCGUCCAGGCGGAGCAGCCACCAAAGCCCGUACGUGCGACCGGCUCGCAGACGGAAGGAUCAGUACCGGGUGGAGCUAUUUUGGAAAUGCCCCAGCAACUGGCAGGCGAAAUGGCGAGAGGUCGAACUGAGAGGCUCUACUUGCUGAGCGAAGAGCAGGUCAGGCAAGCGUUUGGCAGUGAUGACGUAAUUGUGCGGUUCCCUCACAUGGACGUGCCACUGCGGCGAGCGAGCUCCGAUCGCGGAAGGGGAGGUACAGGUUCAACGGAAGACAGCGGAGGCAAAGCAGAGAUACCCAGCUGGCUGCAAGAGUUCUUCACCAAACGUGACGGCACUGUGGCCGCUAAGUCUCGCCGCUCCCUGGAUGAGCAAGGUCCAGUGGCCGCGAUCAUCGAGGAAGCAGAAAUAUCUCAAACAGUAGGAGUCGAAUCGUAUCAACCAAAAUUUACAGAAAGCGCCCUCGUCGAGGUUCAGGAGGAAGCACCCGACAGUACCGUACUUAUGGAGCGGGCAACGCCGCUGGAGAUGCAGCUAUCGCCAGCGGAAAUCGGUAAAGAAAAGAAAGAGUCACCUGGAGGUCCUUUUCAGGGAACUUGGGAGCCAGAAAUUGAAGACACAAAGAAGUUGACCGACAAAAAACUGGAAGAACAACGACCGCGAGAUGACGCGUCGGUGAUUGACGCUGUCGGGAGAGAAGCUAAGACAAUGCCUGAUUCGGCGCAAAAACCGGCCGAAGUGCCCCAUGUUGAAGCGAGGGUCUGGACAGCUGAUGCUGAAGCAGUACUCGAGGAGUCGGCUUCGGAGGAGGAUGAAGUUCUUGAACCUGAGGUAAAGAAGGGAAUGCGUAGGCGCCCAAAGAAAGCAUCAAAAGCUAUGGCUCUUGUAGUUUUACGUACGCCUGACGACACAGCAUCGAGCCCACGGGAUGCUGUAGACGUUACUAUGAAGGACAGCUUGGAGAAACAGCCUGCGAUUGAAGGAACUAUUGCUCCGCCACUUCCACAGCAAGAAUACCCGGUAAUCGCUUAUCAUGCGCCUAAGUCCACAGAAUUGGCAGCAGAGAAGCCCGACGUGGAGCCUACUGACAGAAAGAAGCGUGAGGAAAAGCCGCUGCCAGAAUCAGCAAGGGCUGAUGCAACAGCAGCUGCAAUGGGAGCUCCCGAAGAAACAUGCACAGAAAUUAUAGAAUACAAUAUUGCUGAAGAAACUGCUACAGAGAAAUUGGACGUGGCAGAAACCGUUGAAAAAAUAUCAGGAGAAGCCCGCCAAGAAUUUACGGAAGGAUUCCCGAUACAGAGGCUAGAAGGAACCCAGCAUGAACUCACACCGGCUGAUGUGUGGCCAGAGUACGGCAAAGAAGCGAGGGCGGAGGAAGGUGACCAAGAGUCCGCUCCUCCAAAGCCAAUGCCAACGGAGGCGGCUUUAAGUGGAGAGGUGCCAGCCAUAACAGAAGUACCGACGGAGCGCCAACCACCUGCGAUUGAGCUCGUCCCACUAGAAGAGGUACCUGCCGUUGAGUGGAAGCCUAGCGCCGAGGAGCUUUUGCCCCUAGUGGCUCCUCCAAAAGUUAAAGCCGCAGAACGUCAGGUUCCAGAAGUAGCACCGUUAGAAAAGCCGUUAGCAGAACAUUUACCUUCGCUCGAGCUUGUCUCAACGGAAGAAGUUCCACAGAUUGAGUGGAAACCAGCGAGUGUCGAGCAACUUUCAGAAAUUUGUCCACCGAAGUUUGUGGAAGAAGAAGCGCGAGCAGCUCUGGAGACUCCAAUUACACUAAAAGAGGUCGAACCAAUGCUUACAAUUCGGCGCACGACUUCGGAAGAACCACCGCAGCUCGAGGGAGUGUCAGGCACUGCUGAAAUGUCGGAGUUUUCCGGAUGUCCUACGAUGGAGUUUCUGCUCGCACAAAUCCCAGGCUUGGAGAAGGCUCCAGUUCGCCAAGCACUAUCCGGCGAAUUUAUUACGUCUGAGGGAACGCCGUCGAUAGAAUAUCUACCACUUUACCCGAAAGCUACACAGCUAACAGGUGAAACCCUCGAAAGAGCUCCUCCAAAGCGUAAAAGAUCAGCUCAGUUUGCUGGAUCGGAAGAAACGCCAUCAAUUGAAUGGAAAGCUAGCUUCGCAGAGCCCCCAGACUCCUUGGCGCCGGAGUGGUUGCUGCCAGAACAAGGACCUAACCGAGUCUCAAUCACCAGGAAGCCUCAACCGAGGAGAAAAACGUCCGGCGACCUGUUUGGUUCCGAAAAGACGCCAUCGAUAGAAUGGAAGACGAGCCUUGGAGAAUCGUCAGACACCAGAGCUUCGUCCAGGGGACCGCCGGAGGCCGCAGGUCAAAUGAUUCCGGCGGUUCAAACACACCCUGUACGAUCUGUAGCGUCAGGCGAGCUCAUAGAAUCUAAAACAUUAUCGCUUGAAUGGAGCGCUGGCGCAGAGGCACCGUCAGGGCAUCUGCCGUCAGAGGUAACCGACGCAGAGCAGAGAUUACGAGAUCGUGAAGCAAGGGAAGCUUUAGUGUCCGAAGAAACGGCAUCGAUUGAAUGGAAACCAAGUGGUAAAAAGGAAACUGAGUCCCUUACUGACAAAUGGGCAACUCUAAGGGCACCCAAUCAAGUCAUUGCAGCUACUGAAUAUGUUCCACAGGAAGUACCGUCGCCUGAGUUCAGUGAACAUCGAUUACCGAUUGAGUCAGAUCAAUGUAUAAAAGAAUCAUCGUCAGAAGCGCAUGUUAUUCCGUCUUAUGAAAAGAUUGACAUCAAGCAAGAAGCGCCAGGAGGGCUUAUUGAACUUCAACAAAUAUCUUCUUCUGAAUGGAAGCCUGAUAUUGAAGAACAUUCAGCACUUGUUGCCCUUCUAGAUACAGAAAAAGGAUCACCUAAACUCGGUUCAUAUGAUGCAUUUGAAUGCGAGAAGUCAUCUACAACAGAGCCGGAACUGAAAACAAGUGAGUUACCACAACUAACGCAACUCACAAUUAUGCAGCCCCAGACUGAAGAGUACAGAAAAAGCGCAUUAAGUGAGCAAGAAUCAUCAGUAGAAGUGUCCUCGAUUAAUACUUUUCCAGACACACAACCACAGAUUGCGGCGCUCAGCAUCACUACAGCUGAACCAAAAGAGGUGGUACCACUUGCCAUGGCCACCGCGGUUGAAGAGCCCCUCAUUAGGCCAAUAUUAGAAGAGGGCCUUCAAAGAAAAGAAGUACAGCCAGAAAGGUUAGGAGGCCCAUUCCUCGUACCAGAAGAGCAAGAGGUGAAACUGGUCGUGCCACUUGAAGAAACUCGUGAACUCGUCUCUGAAACAUCGGAGCAGGUAAAAGUUACCGCAGCAGCAACGGCGCCAGUUGAUGAAAUAUCCCCGAUUCAAGUGAGACCGGGCGAGGAGCGCCCUCCAGAAAAGGCACUACAAGAAAUCUCAGAGACAUCGUCCUUGCAGCCUUGCACCGCUGCCCGAUCGUCUGAGUUACCCGCUAUUGAGUUCAAGCCAGAAAGGAAGCCAUCUCUAGAUAAAGCAGUACCACCAAGAGGCUUACCAGAACCUUCUCUCGAACCGCAAGCAUCAACGCCACAAUCAAUAGGAAGGCUUGUUCAAGGAAUGCAUGAGCGACGUGCCGAAGAAACAGUUGAAGAAGGAGAAGUUUUAGCUAUCACCGCGGCCCCAUAUCUUGAACUACCUUCCAUUGAGCCAGAAGAAAAGAAACGCCCUCCCAAAAAGCCAUCGGAAACGCCAGUAGCACCUUUUAUUGUGCCAAAAGCAGAAAAGGCGGAGCUAUUCGGGUUUGCUGAAGAAUCAAGGCGGGAAGAAAGGCUGGCGUCUGAGACAACAUCAUUCCGGCCAGCUGGUGAACUAUCCGCGAUUCAGCAAAUCGCACAAGAAGAGCGCCCUAUGGAGAAGAAAAUAACACCCGAAAUAUUGAAAGGACCAUUCUUCGAGGGCGCCUUUGCCGAAGCAGCAGCAGAGGAAAUAAUGCCAGGUCUGAAAAUAGCACCGGCUUCUUCCGCUCUAGCUAGUGUACAGCUGAUAUCAUGCAAGGACGAAGAGGUAAUGGUCGAGAAGCUUGCUCUUCCCGAGGCAGAGGAGCAGAAGGCCCUUAUUGAAACACUUACCGAUGGAAAAGUGUCAGUUACUGAGACGUCGCCCGUAUCCGUCUCUGGGCCGAUCGACAAGUUUGUGCGUAGCGAAACGGAAGAGGAGCAAUUCGAACAGCUUGCUCUUCCCGAGGUGCACGAACAGGGCGCCGUUGCCGAAGCACUCGUAGAGCAAAAAGAACCCGUUAGCAGAAUGGCAGUGGGUAACACUGAAGAGGCGUUUGAGCCGUUGGCGCACAGUGAAAUGGAAGCAGUGCAAGACGUCGCAGUUAUUCUUCCCGAGGUGCAGGAACAAGAACCCUUACCUCGAGCGACCACAGAGGAAAACGUUUCAGUCAUAGAAACGGCACCAGUCUUGAGUGAAGAUACGGUCCAGCGGCCGGAGAUCAUGAAAGAAGUGACGGGCGAAGAACUUGGUUUUCUGGAAAUAAAGAAACAGGAAGCCUUUAUGGAAGAAACUGCCGAGAAAAUACCACCGCUUAAACUAUCCCCGGGAUUAGCUGAUGUGACAGAGGUUCCGAUGACAUACAAGGCCAAAGAGCAGCCACCUGUCGCAGAAGUCAUACUUCUAGAAGAGCAGCCAGGCAUAGUCCUCGCUGAAGCAUCUGUCGAGGAAGGAGCUCCAUAUGUUGAAAUUCCACCGACAUUCGCUGUACCCGCAUUGAAGCCGCCACCACUUAAGGAAGAGGAGCCGGUCGAGGAGCUCCUCCUCCCAGAGGUGCAGGAACAAGAAGCUCUAUCCGAAGCAACUGCAAAAGAGGCAAGUUUUAUUGUAGAAACGGCCGCGGCAUUUUCUCAAGUGAAGGCAGAGCCAACAACUCACAGAGGAGAGGAGGAGACGCUCGUCGAAGAACUUAUUUCAGAGGUGCAAGAACAGGAUGCACUUACCGGAAUAUCGGCAAAAGAUAGGCUGCCAGAAGCUGCAAUUGCACCUUUAGCCACUGAGAAAGCAGCUGAGCCGUCACUGCCCAACCAAGUGGAAGAUGCGAAAGGUAUCGAAACUGUUCUACCCGAUGUGGAGGAACAAAAGCGUCUAACUGAAGUACUCCCGACAGAAAGUGUGCCGACUGUAGGAAUGACACCAGUAUCCGCUAUAGCUGCGACCGAGCCGCAGGUUGGCAAGACAAAAGAAGAGCUGGCCGAAGAACUUUUCCCAGAGGUACUAGAAGAGGAAGCCAUCAAAGAGACACCCGUCGAGGAAGGAGUACCCCUGCAUGAACAUGUGUAUGUAUCACCUGAAUUGGUGGUCGAGCCGGCGCCACGAAAAGAACAUAAAGAACCUCUGAUCGAAGAAGUCCUUCUUCCAGAAGUCCAGAUAAUGAAGGUGCUGCCGGCAGAAAUGGCGCAAAAGCGUAUUUUUCCGGAGAAAAUGGCACCGGUAGCAGCUCUGCCGACUUCGAAACUGGUGACAGACAAGAAAGACACUCUAAUGAAAGAGCUAUCUCAGUUUGGGGAGCAAGUAACGUCUACCGAAGCAGCCACACAAGCAGUGCGUUCCACAGUAACAUUAGCGCCAGCACCAAUUGAAAGUGCGGUCGGCCUAACAGCAAGCACUGAGAAAGAAAAAGCUCCCAUAGAAGAAAUUGUCCUUCCAGAAGUUCAGGGGGAGGUGACCCUGGUUCAAACACAAGACCAGAAAAAAACUUUAGUUGCUGCAGCGUCGACUGCGUCUAGCGAGGUGAAGGUUAAGCCGUUGGCAUCCAAGGAAGUCGAAAAGGCACUGUUAAAAGACAUAUUUCCUGAAGUUCAAGAACAAGAACCUCUACCAGAAGCAAUGGCAGAGGAAAUAGUCCCAGUUAAAGAACCAGCCCCAGUGUCCGCGAAAGCUGCCCUUGAGCGGCUGGUACAGGAUGAAAAAGUCGAGGCGAUUCCCGAAGAACUUGUUCUUCCCGAAGUGCAUGAACAGGACGCACUUGAGGUUGUCCCUGCCGAGGAAAAGCUGCCACUCGAGCCAUCACGAAAAAAGUUGAUUCUGGAAGUGCAGGAACAGAUAUCCCUGCCUGAAGCAAUCGCAGAAAAGGGAUUAGCAGUUACUGAAGCAGCACCGGUAUCUAUCGAAGGUCUCCUCGUGCCGAUAGAGCGCCAAGAAAUGAUGGAGGCGGCCACAGAAGAAAUGGUCCUUCCAACGGCUCAAGAACACAAAGUUGUUCCCGAAAAAGCCCCAGAGAAGGAAGUGGCCGUUAUUUCACUUGAGCCGGUAUCUAAUGCGAUGGUAGCAGAACUGCUUGAGCAGAACCAAGGAGAGGAGGCCAUAGGCGAACAACUCGGCCUUCCCGAGGUUCAGGAAAAGGAAGCACUUGCAGAAGAGGUCGUCGUGAAAGAAGCACCUUUUGUUGAAGUGACACAAGUUCCUUCGGUACCGAGAGCCUCUGAAGCGCCAGCCAUGCCAGCACCUCAAGAGGAAAUUGAACAGGUACCAGACCUUGUAAUUCUGGAGGUGCAAGAACAGGGAUUCCUGCCAGAAGCAAUCACAGAGAAGGAAUUGGUUGUUACUGAAGCAGCACCGUUAUCUAUUGAAGGUGUCAUCGAGCCGAUAGUGCGCGAGGAAAUGGUGGUGUCGGCCACAGAAGAAAUCGUCCUUCCAACGUUGCAAGAACAGGAAGCCGUUCCCGAAAAACUGCCAGAGACGGAAGUGACCGUUAGUUCAAUUGAACCGGUACCUACUGCGAUGGUGGCAGAACUGCUUGAGCAGAAGCAAGGACAGGAGGCCAUAGGCGAAGAACUCGGCCUUCCCGAGGUUCAGGAAAAGGAAGCACUUGCAGAAGAGGUCGUCGUGAAAGAACCACCUUUUGUUGAACUGACACAAGUUCCUUCGGUACCACUAACCGCUGAAGCGCCACUCAUGCAAGCACCACAAGAGGAAAUUGAACGGGUACCAGACCUUGUAAUUCUGGAGGUGCAAGAACAGGGAUUCCUGCCAGAAGCAAUCACAGAGAAGGAAUUAAUUGUUACUGAAGCAGCACCGUUAUCUAUUGAAGGUGUCAUCGAGCCGAUAGUGCGCGAGGAAAUGGUGGUGUCGGCCACAGAAGAAAUGGUCCUUCCAACGUUGCAAGAACAGGAAGCCGUUCCCGAAAAACUGCCAGAGACGGAAGUGACUGUUAUUUCAAUUGAACCGGUACCUACUGCGAUGGUGGCAGAACUGCUUGAGCAGAAGCAAGGACAGGAGGCCAUAGGCGAAGAACUCGGCCUUCCCGAGGUUCAGGAAAAGGAAGCACUUGCAGAAGAGGUCGUCGUGAAAGAAGCACCUUUUGUUGAAGUGACACAAGUUCCUUCGGUACCGAGAGCCUCUGAAGCGCCAGCCAUGCCAGCACCUCAAGAGGAAAUUGAACAGGUACCAGACCUUGUAAUUCUGGAGGUGCAAGAACAGGGAUUCCUGCCAGAAGCAAUCACAGAGAAGGAAUUAAUUGUUACUGAAGCAGCACCGUUAUCUAUUGAAGGUGUCAUCGAGCCGAUAGUGCGCGAGGAAAUGAUGGAGGCGGCCACAGAACAACGUCUACUUCCAAUGGCGAAGGAACAGGAAGUCCACACUGAACCUCUUCUAGAGGAAGAAGUGGUGGUUGUCAAAACUGCUCCAUUAUUUACUGCAGCAGCAGCUGAAGUUCGGGCACGAAAAGAAGCAGAAGAGUCCAUUAUUGGAGAACUCCCCCUUCCCGAGGUGCAGGAACAGGAAGCCCUGACCGAGGCCCCCGCAGAUGCAGCCCCAUUUAUGGCGGUGGUAUCUGCAGAAAAGAUAGAGCCGAUGACGCUCAAGAAAACAGUAGAGGCGCCGGUAGAACUUCAACUUCCAGAAGUGCAGGAACAGGAAGCCGUUACUGAAGCGUUUACAGAGGGAAAAGUGUCGGUAACAGAAAUGGCACCUUUGUGCACAGCAGCGGUGGCUGAGCUGCUCGCACACAAGAAAGAAGAAGUAGCGAUCGGCGAAGAGCUUGUCCUCCCCGAGGUGCAAGAAAAGGAAGCAUUGACGGAAGCACCCAUUGAGGAAAGCUUGCUUGCUGAACCGUCACUUGUGGAACCCGGUGUUACGGUUCAACCAACGGUCCGCAAGGCUAAAGUUUCACUGAUCCAAGAUGUCAUCCAUCCAAAAGACAGGGUUGAAGACGUUCUCGGAGAAGCACUUGCAGAAAAAAUUUCAUUGCAGAAAAUGUCACUAAUAUGCGCUGUACCAACACCGCAACCAGUGUCACGAAAGACGGAAGCGCCAGCCAAAGAACACUUCCAUCCUGAAUUUCAGGAACAGGUAACAAUUACCACAGCACGCGUGGAGAAAGCAGUUCCAGCUAUUGAUAUGGUACCUCCAUUCACUGAAUCGGGCAUCGAGCGAAUAUCCAGCACUGAACAGACGCCAGUAGAAGACAUUGUACUGCCCCAGGUACUUGAAGAAGCUGCCAUACGCGAAGCAGCUGCAGAAAAAAUUGUUUCUGAUGCCGAAGCAGCACGCAUAAUCACAGCACCGCUGGUGCUACUGGGGUUAGAAAAAGAAAAGGCGCCCGUAGAAGAGUUCGUCCUUCCUGAAAUGCAUGAACAAAAAUCUUUUGUGGAAGCACACGCUCAAGAAAGAUUGAGGGUAGCGGAUUAACGUCAGGUAUGGAAAAGCCACAGGAAACAGCCCCGUCAGAUUUGGACUUCCGUCCAACAGAACAAGAAGGGCUCACGCAAGGCAUAACACUCCUUGAGGCUCGGGCUCAAGUAAGUUCUCCCGAAACACCUGAAGAGGUUAGGGUUCCGGCAGUCACGAUGGUACCCCUGCAUGAGCAUGGCCUUGUUCACCUGAUACCAAUAGAGGAGAAACGCUCUUUGUCAGAAGAAUCGAUCGUGCCGGAGUACCUCGUGGUACCGCCUACCUUUCCUAGUGAAGAACCUAGUGAAGGUUUCACUCCUCCAGAGCU